AGAGCCUCGGUCGCUUACAGGCGGCAUCAAUCAAUUAGCAACUAGAUCCAAGUAAUCAAGUCUGUAAAUUAACGAUGAUAAUAAGUGAUAUUGAUGAGUUGGUGGAUUAAAUAUGCACUAAUAGUUUGAUCAGAGAUUCUGAAUUUAUAUAGUCCUACUAAUUUACUGGAUUGUUCUCAAAAUGAAGUUAGACGAAAUAACACCAGAUGAUAGUCUAGACAGUGUGCCAGAAAGUAUUUCAUCUAGUCUAGGUAAACCGUUUUUGACUGCAACUUUCUAAAGUUUCUCUUAGUUGGGAAUACAUACGCUGUUGAGUCAAUAAAUGAUGCCUUAUUGAUGCUUUCAAGGGAAUCUAGUUUUUCCGAACUAUUCAGUGAAAGUGAACAGAAAUGGUUCGAAAAUUUUAAAAAUUUGCCAAAUCUGUCCAAAUCACUGAUUAUUCGCUUAUAUGGUCGGUCUCAAAAGAUUUUUCGAAGAUCGGACCUCAUGAAAAUUAUUCCGAAUGAUAUUGAUCAAUGCUUAAGAGAAUUAAACGGUUUAAGAUUUCUUUGUACAGGUUUAGUCAUAGCUGUAAUUAAAAACCCAUAACUAUUGCGUACUGCCUUAGAUAUACAAUCGUUAUCAAGCGAAAUGUUGAUACAUGCUCUUAACCGUCAGGAGCUGGACCAGUUAGCUGGGAUGUACAACAUCAAGAAUUUCAAAAGUCUAACAAUGAUUCAGUUGAGAGAUACCUUGUUGAAAACUUCAUCUGUUUCACCUAUGGCUUCAUUUUUCAAAGUUUCUAUUCAGAGUAAAGAUAGAUUUAAAAGAUUAAUAACUCGAAUUCUUCAUGGUUGCUGGUAUGUGGACGAGACAUACACGCAGUUAAUUACUCAAUUACUUUGGUUAACGUCUCUUGGUUCUGAAUCAGCAUAUAAUAGACCAAAUAAAUUGCAGUCAAUUGAAGCCAUUAUGAAAGCUGAGCUAUAUGCAAUGAUGCUUGUUCGUCGAGGUGAACUUGUCUUUCCGUCAUACGUAGUCAAUCGUAAAUCUACAAUAUAUCGUACAAGUGACGAAUUCCAAAAGUUUGUUCCAUAUUUCAAUCCAAUUGAAUACGAUUACCUGUUAUUUUCUUUUACUCAAAGGUUUCUAGAAUUCAUGAGUUUGGAAAUCCGAAUAGAAUAUUUAAUUAGUCAAAAAUUGUAUGAUCUUGCUUUACAAUUAUGUUUGGAUAAGAAAACUAAGUUAAUCAACGAAGUUACGAACCUUUCAUUUCGUCGCAUUGAUCUGCCUCAAUUUCUACGGCGUUUCACUUCACCAUACCGUGCAUUUCGUUCAUUACUACUAAUGAUCGAUAUAUAUGAACGUCAGAGAAAGUAUAAUGAAGCCAUUAAACUACUUGAAACAUUAUUAUCUUUAACUUGGUCAUUACAUAAUGAUGAUAAAUUUUUAAACCUAAAAUUAACUGGUUGUGUUCUAGAUCAACUUGGUCCUUGUCGUUUAGGCUAUCUGUUAAAUCGUUACAUCAUUAAUCAAGGCACACAUGAGAAACAACCAAUUAAAGCAUUUAAGUAUGUGACUAAUUACUUCAAAUUAUACAAUGAAUGUCAGUGUCUUAGAGCCGGUCGUCGUUUAAUGAUUCAUGAACAGUUGAUGAAAUUGUUUGGUGGAGUGAAAAAAGAAGAAAAUAAUCACCACCAAAGUGGUCAUACCAUUGCUGCUACUACCACUACAAAUGUUACUAGUAAUAAACCACCUAAUACUGGUGGUAAUAAAAAUAAUGCUUCUGACGGCAAUGAAAUAAAAAAUACAACCAUUCAAGUGAAACGUAGAAGAAUUCAAAAACCUGUCAAUAUUCACGGUAAAUAUUCUAAGAAUAACAAUGAGAGUACUGGAGAAGUUUAUCGUACGAAUGAAAUUUUUAUUGACAGUGAAAAAGAAGAAUUACUCACGGUGAUACCUUCGCUUGUGAUUAAUAUCAAAGGACCGCCUAAAGUUGAAAUUACUGCUCCUGUUAAUGCAUCAGCUAAAGAAAUCGGUACACAUCGUCCACAUUAUGUAUGGUUUGAAAAUACUUCACCGAAUAAACUUCAACAUCAGCGAUCACCUCAAGAAUCCAAUACUUUGUUACUUACAGUUGAACAAUGGACUGUACGCUAUUAUAUGGCUAAUAAAAAUUUUGAACACGGUAUACAUUGUGAAUCCCAAAUAUAUCAUCUUUUAUUCUGCAUACUGUUUUAUGAUAUUUUAUUCGAAAUAUCACCAUCUCCACCGGAUGUCUUCUAUUCAUAUCGUCAGUCAGCGCCAUUAGAUUUAUUUACAGAUGAAUUUUAUCAGUCGCGAAAAGAUUUAAUCGAUGCUAGAUUGCGAUGGCUUUUGGCUGUUGACCAAUCAGAUGAUCAUUCUAAUUCUUUGGCAUUUCGUAUCCAUACUUAUUGGGAGAUGCAUAAUGGUGAACGUUGUUUGUGGGCUAAUUGGGAUUUAUUGAAAAAUUCACAGGAGCUUAUAGACAUAUUUUGGUGUCUUGGACCUUGUGUAGUUCACGAUGUUUGUCGUAAAUUAGCUACAGACUACAGAAGUUGGAGGUCGGGUCUUCCUGAUCUUUUAUUAUGGAGUCCUACAGAAACUCGAUCUAAGGUACGAAAUCUUUCUAUUUCAGUUCAAUUUUCUUUUCACAUUUAACGAAAUUUCCAGUUUUCUUCCCAAGUUUUUGAAUAAAUUUGUCUGAAACUUCCGUGUUUAGUCCUAUCUAGCUCAUUAUAUUAUUUGUGUGAAUUUAUACGUACCGAUAAUAGUAAAUGUUAUUUCCUAAGUGAUUAAUGCAAAGUGAUUUUGCAGUCACGUUGAAGACUUUCAAAAGUUUUUACAUAGAGUAUAUACGAUGCAAAAGACUAUCGGGUAGGCGAAGAUUGCUUUCACUAUCACUUAAGUGAUCGGUUAACCGAGCAUGAUUAUUUAUAGAUCCUUUGAACACCACAAGUUAAAAUAUUUUCUAUGAUUGAAAUAUUUUACAAGGAUACGUAUAAUUUUUUACAAUGGUGUAUUAGCAAUGAAUAAAAUUAUCUAAAUGCAAUAUUAAUUACAGACUAUAUCUUAUAAUAUAAUAGACUAUUUGUCGUUCGUGAUGAUUCAUCUUCUAAAAGAAUAAAGAUAAAAUUAAUGGAACCUUAUGUUCAAGUGAACUCAGAAGUAUAAUAAAUAUUAGAUCAAAUGAUAAAUAAUAUUAAUGAGAAAUAAUUAAUUGGAUCAAUAAUCAUUUAGAAUGAAGCAUAAUAGAACAGAAGAAAGUUAAUACAAACCCACUUUAGAUUAUAUUGUACCAAUGAAAUAUUACUUUAUAUAACCAACUCUGUUAGCUCAUAUAAAUAAUCGUGAUGAAUUCACGUAACUUAAUCAAACAAUAGAAGACUGUUAUUCCCCAUUUUUUGCAUUUUCCUACUGUUGACAGUUAGGACUGUAAUUGGUCUUUCAUUGUUGAUAUAUGCAUAGUCCCCAAUAUUGCCUUUUGAUUACGAGUUUUUAGUAAUAUUUCGAUUAUGUAUAGCGGACUAAUAAUUUGGAUGUAACUGCAUCUCAUUGUUGAUGUUUAAACUGAAAUUCUGAUCCCAGUACUUAUCACUUCAAAAUAUAACUAGUAACCAACUAGACUUCUGAAUCCAAAUACCUACACUUUGUUCAAUAGCUCGUCUUCAGGUAACCUAAACCAAUCCACAUAUGUGCAAGACUGCAAGUGCUGUAUGAUUGAAUGAUUGUACGAGCCUGUAUUUUAUGGUUCUUGAUAUUCAGGGCUACAAUUAAUGCAGAUAACUGCAUAUUCGUUAAAAAUUCUCAUAUGUGGAUUCGGUAGCCUUGCGGAAAAUUCGUUGACAUUUGGAGAGCUAUUAAGUCUUAGUGUAAACAUCAAUACUAGGAUGCGAGUGUAGAUCUAACUGAUGAGAGCAUAAUAAGUCAAACGGUGUUUCUUAUAUACAAUCUUCAAGCAGGAUUUUUUCCGAUUAACUUCCCAAAUAUAUUAUGAGCUAUUUCUUUUUUUUUCAAGAGCAAAUAACUGUCCAUCUGCGUAAGUCAAUCAUAUAUUAUUGAAAUCUUUCUAUUCAGUUUAAAAGUCGUCUGCUUUUUCAUCACCAUUGCAUUAUUGAUUCUGUAGUAAUUCAGUUAGUUUAUUGUUUAUGUUUCAGUUAUGAAGAUUCUACUUUUAUUUAAUUUGAGUAUUUAAAUAAUCCGCUUAUCACUGUCAUAAAUUACUAUUAUUUAUCGUAUUUCAAAUGUAGAUUGUAGAAGUUAAAGGACCCGGAGACCAUUUAUCCACUCAACAAAUAAUGUGGCUUGAUGUACUUGUCCAGGCUGGUGCCGAUGUAGAAAUCUGUUUAAUAUCAGUUUUUUUUAGCUGAACCACUAAAAUCGCUUCGUUCAAAAUCCAACCAUUGAAAUGGAACAAAAUAACAAGAUCUAAUUAAUUUAUUAUUAGAAGUAAUAAGAAAAAAAACCGACAAGAGUAUACCGUUGAAUUAAAUUUUAUAUCAUUUUCAGAUCUGUUUACAUUAUGAUUCUCCUGUAUUUUCGAAUCUUAAUAAUAAAUACUUUAAAAGUGU
Molecule: messenger RNA, 4571 nt
Organism: Schistosoma spindalis
Lineage: Eukaryota; Metazoa; Platyhelminthes; Trematoda; Strigeidida; Schistosomatidae
Source: the annotation of a GenBank genome assembly